Molecule: messenger RNA, 2294 nt
Organism: [Torrubiella] hemipterigena
Lineage: Eukaryota; Fungi; Ascomycota; Sordariomycetes; Hypocreales; Clavicipitaceae
Source: the annotation of a GenBank genome assembly
CUUCUCGAAAAAUUCUGUCAUGAUUUGUGAUUUUGAAGAAUUUUCAUGGUGAACAGGAGAGAGAGGGCUGCCAGCGCCGUAAUGUCGCGGGGGUUUCCUCGGUCAGCCGCAUACAGUUGUGGAGGUUGGACUCUGCUCUAUGCGAGUUGUUCCCAAAUCAUUGGACAGUGUCAUUCUCGCCGGCUGCCUGCAUCCGAAAGACUCAUUCGACGCGCUCACCGUGAUUUGGGUUGUCUAUUCAUAGAGAAAUUGUUCACGAUGGUGAAAUUGCACAGUCAUAGGCGGCGCCAUAAUUUUCCCAGAUGCAUUUCUAAUCGACGCUCCAGAUUUACGAUUGCCGUCCUUCCCAAUUCGGUAACUACCUACAACCUAUUUGGGAAUAGCUUCAUAGAUGGCCUUACAAACCAAGCUAAUCGCUUCUUCGAUUCCUAAUCAUAAAUCACGCGUCUAGAUCUAUAUAUAUGUAGCUCUCCGACGUCACCUAUCAUUCCUAAAUUAUAAUCCUCACCAUCCUUAAACCUCACACAGACUUCACCAUGGCAGCCUGGACCCGCGUCGAAUUUCCCGCCUACGACGGCCUGCUCCUCCGCGGCAACCUCUUCCGCACAGAAACACCCAAUGCGCCCACGGUCAUUCUGACACAAGGUCUUGCACUGCUCAAGGAGCAUUAUCUGCAAAACUGGGCCACGCGUUUCCAGCAAGCUGGCUUCAACGCCCUCACCUACGACCACCGCAACUUUGGUCACUCUGAAGGCUCUCCUCGCAACGAAGUCGAUUUAAACGCGCAGGCUGAUGACUACUCGGCCGCUGUAACAUUUGUCAAGACCCUUGAAGGCGUCAACGCUGACAAGGUCUUUAUCUGGGGUAUUGGCCACUCUGGCGGUGCCGCAGGAACUGCUGCGGCCUUUGAUCGCCGUAUUUCAGGUGUCAUCCUAACCAUGCCCUCGCAGAGUGGCGAAUACGACUACAACAACUGGCCUCCGUACUUGCAUGAAAAGUAUGCCGAAACGCGUGCACUUGGUCGCGACGCAGCCAACGAAAAGGCCGAUUUUUGGCGCUUUUGGCCAGUGUCGGAUGUUGAUCGCACAGGCAAGGGCGAGUCUAUGCUGUCGGACGACACGGCGUACAACUGGGCGCAAGGUGCCUUCAAGUUGACCGAAGAGGGCGGAAACAAGUUUGACAACAAAGUCGCCAUCACAUCGCUGCACUCGAUUUACAAGGCUCGCCCCGGAGUAUACUUCCCCAAGAUCAGCCCUACUCCAGUGUUGCUCCUGGCAGCGACAGAUGAUCCCGUUGCGUCUUCAUACGCCACACAGGUUGAGACCUUCAAGACCAUGGCUGAGCCCAAGGAGUUUGUGGACUUGCAGGGACACCACUUGGCGGUGUACUUUGGAGAGCAGUUCGAGGUGGGUGUCAAGGCCAUGAUUGCGUGGUUGCAAAAGUAUAGUCAGUAGUAGAUAUAAUGUUGUAAUGAAUUCAUGGAAUGAACUUUCUCCAGGCAGCCUUGCACAUAUUUGAAAUCUUGCGAGGCCAUAUGUAUCCUUGUAAAGUCGCAUCGAUAUCUUUCCAGUCGCUUUUUUUAAUAUCAAGCGAUGUCUGCCAAAGUUUUGUAUAUCGCUGCUGGACGUCCGGCGUAGAAAGCGUGCCACCAAUGACCAGUAGCCAGAGGUACACAUCCUGGUAGACGGCCAAAUCUUGGGCUUCUAAGAGCUGAAGUAAUUUAAACGCGCAUGCAGAGGGGAUUCUGUGAUUCUGCCAAAUGUCCGUAUGCAUCAUGUAUGUGCAAAUGUACGCAGCAAGCGCGCAUGCUUGUAGAAGAGUGUUGGCAGUAGUCCUAGCCUUAUUCCAACAAUGAUAUAAACGGUCUUCAAUAAGAGCCUGCUGAUCAUCAAUGGUAGCCAUUGUGGCAGCGUCGUGUUUUGCAUCAGCAUUUUGGCAAGUGGCUUCGAGUUCCAUGAGCUGUGAGACAGCACCAACAAAAUCGUCGCCUAGCUGGUGACGUUGUCUCUGAAACCCAUGCGGCACAUUUUUCGGUGUGUUCGAAGUUGGCAGCGGGGAAUCAAUAAAAUAUGCACACUCGAAAACACGCGCCGUACCAAUAAGCAGCGAUGAAUUCAAGUCUUGCCAGAAGAUGGCUCGUCGUAGCUGGUCUGGUAGGUGGCUUUUGGUUUUAUCCGCCAGGGCGAGGAUAUUCUUGACGCCAAUUAGAUGCGUCUCCGCGCCGGAUAUAUUUUCUAGAUGGCACUACAAAGACUUGUUAGAUUGAAUCAAGAAACAUGAGACGCGUCGGCGGU